Molecule: messenger RNA, 5481 nt
Organism: Melanotaenia boesemani (Boeseman's rainbowfish)
Lineage: Eukaryota; Metazoa; Chordata; Actinopteri; Atheriniformes; Melanotaeniidae
Gene: fbxl19
Exons: 11
Coding region: 680-3319 (879 amino acids)
Biological process (GO): protein demethylation; regulation of transcription by RNA polymerase II
Molecular function (GO): transcription coregulator activity; DNA binding; histone demethylase activity
Source: RefSeq, a predicted model, not a curated record
GCGGCGCGCGGCGUUUGCGGUCACCGGUGUGAUGUAAUCAAUGCGGAGGUUAGACAUGUCACGGGCGACCGGCUGACUGACAUCACGCAUCCAAAUCACGCACAGCACAAAACAAGGCGCCACACAACAGACGCGAGAACAAUAGCCGCGCGCUGCGCUUUUAGUCCCGACCUGGAUCCACGCUACCGAGCGGGGCCUAGUUCCUGCGGAGGGUUAUACGUGACCGUGGACCUACAAGCAGAGCUUCAGGGAGAACGAGCCGUUUGUGCGCGUGUUUGUGUGUUUUGAAGCCUCGCGGGAGGAAGAGAGGAACGUGUUGAGGGGAGAGCGAGGCAGACUCGCACCGCAGAGAGAGAGAGAGAGAGAGAGAGAGGGGAGUGAAUGGGCACGACUCAGUCUGUAGCACUGCGCCCUUCACUUUAUCGAUAUCGAUCAGUUUGGUAAUAGAGACUUUUCGACCCCGCGCGGGUCCGUGAGGCUGGCCCGGGAGCUAGCCGGAGCAGCGGAGCCACCACGAUGGGGCGCGUGUGAAGCAGCCUGGAGCUAACUGCAGCCUGGUGGAGGAACAAACAAGGAAGCGCCGAGCUGAAGCUAACGUCGGCUAACUGCUGGCCAGUAUUCAUUCUGAUGAGCGAACGAGGAGCAUGCAAGCAGAUAGGAAGAGCUGACUUGUUCGGGGAUGUCUGGCAGUAAGGCGCUGGGCGGGGGGGCUGGCGGCGGGGCGAGGCGCAGGAGGACUCGGUGCCGGCGCUGCCAGGCCUGCAUGAGGACCGAGUGUGGAGAGUGUCACUUCUGUAAGGACAUGAAGAAGUUCGGAGGGCCCGGCCGGAUGAAGCAGUCCUGCCUCCUGAGACAGUGCACGGCGCCGGUGUUGCCUCACACGGCGGUGUGUUUUGCAUGUGGCGAGGCGGGGAAGGAGGACACGGUGGACUCUGAGGAGGAGAAGUUCAGCCUGUCCCUGAUGGAGUGCACCAUCUGCAACGAGAUCAUCCACCCCAGCUGUCUGAAGAUGGGCAAAGCUGAAGGAAUCAUCAACGAUGAGAUCCCAAACUGCUGGGAGUGUCCCAAGUGCCACAAAGAGGGCAAAACCAGUAAGGACCAGGCGGACGGCUCCGGGAAGCGCAGGCUGGAUAACGGGGAAGUGGGCCGCUGGAAGCUCACCGACGAUCCCCCUCCUAAAAAGAAAGCCCCUCCCUCUGUGGAGGAGGGGGGCAGGGCGGAGGGGGUGCACAAGAGGAAGAAGGAGAAGGAGCAGCCUCCGGACAGCGGCCCCAAGAAGAAGAUGAAAGGAGCUCACGAGAAACGGCUCAAAAAGAAACCCAAACAAGAGGCGGGGGAGUCGAAUGGCCCCACUUCGUCCUCUGGAGGAGUAGCAGGAGGACUGCAGGGCUCCUCGGGUUCCUCCUCUUCCUCUCAGUCAGGAGGAGGUGCUGGAGGUGGGGGCAUGGGGGGAAUGUCCAGUGCCGACCAGCGUUCCCAUCACAGGGAGAAACUGGAGCAGUUUAAGAGGAUGUGUCUCUUGGAACGCCGUGCUGACUCCUCCUCCUCCUCUUCCUCCAGCUCGGAGUCCGACUCUGAGUCCGACUCCGACGACUCCCUCAGGGGGGAGCAGGGGGGAGGCUCCUCGCCCUCAUCCUCCUCCCCAGCCCCGCCCCCUCCUGUCGGCUACGGCAACAGCAGCGGGAGCCGAGCGGAGAGGGAGAGGAGGCGCAGGGAGAGGGAGCGGCGUCUGGCCGAGCUGGGCUUUAGUGCCAGCGAGGAGUCGGAGGGGGAGACAGGGAGGGGGGAGGACGAGGAAGAGGAGCAGGCAGGGGGAGCAGGGGACAAGGCCAGGCGGAGAGGGGGGGGAGACGUAUCCUCACGAGGACGGAAGGGAGGCUUGAUGGAUGCGGAGGAGGAGGACACGCCCACUGGGGACAGGACCAGGAAAAACUCCUCCUCUCUACCCCCGCCCUCACCCCUCUCCUCGAAUCAGAUGCCUCCAUCCUCACAGCAUGACUGCUUCACGGCAAAGCAGCGUAGCAACGGGCAGGAGGCGCGCAACGGACGGACUCGGGGAGGGGCCGGGGGCAGGGAGGCUGGGGAGAAGGAGAACGCCAGCGGCGUUCUGACGAAUCACAGACAUGUUGGAGGGGGCGGGGCUAAAGGUAGCGGGAGCCGCAGCAGCAAGAGUCGUAGUAAGAACCAGACAUCCAAGAACGCCGCCUCCUCUAUUCCCACCUCCAACGGGGGAGGGGGGGCAGGCAGCGGACUCAUGAUGUCGGCCAUGGCGGCGUCCCCCUGCUCGCAGCCCUCCCGCCUCGCCCCGCGCUCCCAGAUGAUGAAGCGCAGUCCACCAGCCGUGCCAUCGCCACCUCGACCUGUCCAGAUGGAGAGACACCUGGUGAGACCACCGCCCACCUGCCCAGAGCCCAGCUGUCUGCCACUGGACUGUGGCUCCGCCCACAUUGUGACCCGGGACGUCUGGCUGAGAGUCUUUACCUUCCUGAGCCAAAGGGAGCUCUGCGUCUGCAUGAGGGUGUGUCGCACCUGGAGCCGAUGGUGCUGUGAUAAGCGGUUGUGGACUCAGAUCGACCUGAGCCGCCAGCGCUCCAUCACCCCCCCCAUGCUGAGUGGGAUCAUCCGCCGUCAGCCGGUCUCCCUCAACCUGGGAUUCACCAACAUCUCCAAGAAGCAGCUGAUGUGGCUCAUCAACCGUCUGCAAGGUCUCCUGGAGCUGAAUGUCUCAGGCUGUCCUUGGCCGUCUGUCUCAGCCCUUUGUCAGGCCGUCUGUCCCUGUCUGAAGCUGCUGGACCUCAGCCGGGUGGAGGACCUGAAAGACUCCCACCUGAGGGAGCUGCUGGCGCCCCCACCUGACACCAGGACAGCUCACGGUGAGACGCGGGCGGGGCGUUUCCAGAACGUGACGGAGCUGCGACUGGCUGGUUUGGACCUGACUGACGCAUCGUCCCGCCUGCUGGUGCGCUACGUCCCCCACCUGUCCCGGCUGGACCUGAGCCACUGUCCCAACAUCACGGACCAGACCUUGCACACGCUUACCUCCCCCCUGUCCCCUCUCAGAGAGAGCCUCACCCACAUCAACCUGGCAGGUUGCGUGAAGGUGACGGAUCAGUGCGUCCCUCUACUGAGACGCUGCACCUCCCUCCAGACGGCUGACCUCCGCUGCUGCUCCCUCCUCUCCUCCCAGACCGGACAGCUGCUCUCCUUCUCCUCCUCCUCCUCCUCCUCUUCCUCCACCGCUGCAGCUUCCUCCUGCGUGCCAGCCUCCUCCUCCUCCUGUCCUCCUCCUGAUGACAGAACGCUGCUGAAGAACAGCUAAAGUCCUGCAGGUCACGUGACACCUGAGUCCAGACGAGCCCCACCUCCAUCCUCCUUACACUACAGCCGGGCGAGGAAGAGGAGGAGCUGAAAGACACUUCCCCUGCCGCUGGAGAGGAGGAGGGGGAGGAGGAAGAGGAGGAAACAUUGUUGGUAGUUAAACAUAGAAACCCUGAGCAUGUACAUAUUUGUUCUCUGUACAAUUCUGGGUGUGUGUAAAUAUCUGUAGUUUACUGUAAAUGACCUGUAACCCCGCCCCCCCGACCUGAACGCCCCCCCCGACCUGAACGCCCCCCUCCCUUGUCGCUGCAGAACAUGAAGCGUCCAGAUUCGUCUGCUGCAGCUUGAACACCAGAUCAAUAACACCUGUGAUGUCAUCAUUGAUCCAGUUGAUCAGUUUUUCUGAUUGAUCUGAAAGGAAAUUAUUUAGUUUUAAUUACUGAUAAAUAAAAUCCCUCUGGCUCCGCCCACUUCCCAGUAUGACAUCAUCAGAUGUGAUCGGUGAAUCAGCUGAUCGGUUCCAGAUCAGAGUUGGAGCAGGAGAUGACUUUAGCUUCGGUGACUCAGCUGAUCAAUCAAUAACUUGGUGUUUUCCUCUGUGUGUGUGUGUGUGUGUGUGAUGGGGCCGACGGCGUUCAUCUUGGAUUUUUUUUUUUUUUUUUUUUUUUUUUUGUCCUGAUCAGCUGUGAUCAAACUGAUUGAUCAUGUUUUUCUCAGGAGUUUUUAGUUGAGUUAAUUUAUUUGUUGCUGCAGCAGCUGCUGAUCUGGACCGAGCUGGACCGAGCCGUUCCACCCCUGUCCCAAGCGUCACUUCCCAUCGUUGCUGCUGCGUUCAGGCCUGAAUCCGUCUUCAGCUUCCUGGAAACGUCGGAGCACUGAUCCAUAAUCCUGAUUUCCUUCAUCACGACUCGGAUUUGUACUUUUUUUUGUUUGGCACUGAAUCCGAUCAGAACCUGAGUUUACAGUCAGCAGCAGUCUGGUUCUGGUUCCGGACUGAUCCCAGAACAGUCAGUUUGGAACGCUGCUGCAGGCGGGAAUCGUCGCCACGGUCUCGGACAGAUUCAAGAAAUCCAGGAAAAGUCACUGCAGAUGAUGUGACAGUGAACGCAGCGCUGCGUUCACUGUCACAUCUGAGCUCACAAUUUUCCUCUGCGCUGAUCCGACUGACUGGAUGUUUCCUGGAAUUGUUCCGGGAAUGUUCCCGAGAGUUUUUCAAGGAUUGUUUCUGAAAUGUUUAUGAAAUACAUCCUGGAAUAUUUUUGGGAUAGUUCUUUAAAUCUCACCGGGACAUUGUCCUGGAAUGUUUCUGGAAUUUCUCCUGGAAUCUUUCUGGAAUACUUCCUGAAGUGUUCAUGGAAUGUUUCCUGGAAUGUUUCUGGAAUUCCUCCUAGAAACUUUGGCUCCAGAGUUGAUCCGGAUGGUUCCGGAAGGUCGGUCCGGUUUCAGUCUGGAAGUCCAGCAGGUGUCGGCAGGUCUGGGUUCGGAGGUUUUCUUGGCUGAAAUGGCCCCUGUGGCUCCUCGGGGCCCUGGCGUGGUGCGUUUAGGGUCUACUCAGGCUGUGGGCGAUCUGUAUUUCUUGAUGUGUGUGAACUGCACUGAGGGGGGGUCAGACGUGGUUUUUAUUCCAGAGAAGCGUGGGAACGGCGUGUCGGUGGAGGUGUGACCGAUACUGCGGUGGACGUUUGAUUUCCGCGCCUCGUUGUGCCAUAAACGCAGCAGAUGGACCGCUGGCUGAUUUUUAUAUGUUUUAUAUUCGUUUUGUUUACUUUUUAAUGUUGGGCGACGCUUUGCAACAUGUGAGCAGAUCAAACCUGAUUGGACGAUAAUCCCUGAAAGCUCUUAUCCAAUCAGAAGGCCAGACAUAUCUCCCCUGCUCUGAUCUUAGUAAAAACCUUUGUCGAUGUUUAAAGAUGCACUGGAUCAGCCUCUUCAUCCCCCUCUUCCUCACUUUUUUUGCCAAAAGUAGUUUUUGUUGUGACGGGCAGUUCUCCUUGUUUUCUUUGUGUUUGCUUGGUUUUUUUACUUUGUCCAUGACUCUUCCGUGGUGUUGGUGGAGAGCUGAGGAAGACGCUGGAACAAACGGUGAGAAGAUAAAAGACCAACUCAAGGCAGCUACAUGAGUGACUACUGUACAAUGACUAAUAAAGAAGCAAUGGGUUUGUU